This is a messenger RNA of Thunnus maccoyii (southern bluefin tuna), 2613 nucleotides long. RefSeq names its product protein shisa-2. The transcript is spliced from 2 exons. The record is from RefSeq and is a predicted model, not a curated record. NCBI's taxonomy places the organism in Eukaryota, Metazoa, Chordata, Actinopteri, Scombriformes, Scombridae. The coding region runs from base 170 to 1042 and encodes 290 amino acids.
AUGACAGCUUCUAAGUGGUUUCUUACCCUCUCACUUCACCCCCUCAACUUCCUUUAUCGCACUCUUCCACCGUAUCACCUCUCUCACCGGGUCAGACGCGGGGAUUGAAAGCCUCUCCGUCUCUCUCUCCCAGUGCGCCAGCGUGCGGCCGCGGGCCACCUGGCCGAGGAUGUGGGGAGGAGGUUUCCCUAUGUCCGUCACCGUGAUUGUGACUCUACUCCUGGUCAUUAUCGACGUGAAAGCCAGCGGGGAGUAUUGCCACGGCUGGCACGACUCUCAGGGAGUCUGGAAAGAAGGGUUCCAGUGCCCGGAGAAGAUCGAUGCAGAGGACGCGAUCAUCUGCUGCGGGAAGUGCGAGCUGCGCUACUGCUGCUCCAGCACGGACGCACGGCUGGAUCAGGGGAGCUGCGACAACGACCGACAGGCUCAGGAGCCCGGGACAGAGAGCAAAGAGAACAAGGACUCCGGUGCAGUGCCCAUCUAUGUGCCGUUCUUGAUCGUGGGCUCGGUGUUUGUGGCUUUCAUCCUGGUGGGUUCUGUGGUUGCUGUGUGCUGCUGCCGCUGCCUCCGACCCAAACAGGAGCUGUCAUCAGGAGGGGCAUCAGGAGGCGGUGCCAGCGGUGGGCGCCUCCUGGAAACCAUUCCCAUGAUGUCCAGCGCGGGCACCUCUAGAGGCUCAUCCUCCCGCCAGUCCAGCACAGCCACUUCGUCCAGCUCCUCUGCCCCGCCCGCUGCCUCCCGCCCCGCUGCCCCUCUCAUGCGGGCGCAGGCCUCCUGCUGCCUGCCCCCUGACGCCAGCGUCUUCGUCAACAUGCCCACCAACUUCUCUGUACUCAACUGCCAGCAGGCCACCCAAAUCAUGCCUCAUCAGGGACAGUUCCUACACCCGCAAUACAUCGGCUACGCCCACCCCGUGGCCCCUGCCGCAGCAUUCCUGGACCCCACCCAGGGAGGAUACAGACCCCUGCAGUCCCCCUGUCCUCCUCCCACCGGUGGGUCCAGUGUCACCAGUGACCAGAAAUACCCUCCAGUGACUGUGUGAUGAGGGGGCCAACCUGCAGACCACUCUGCCACUUUGUUGUGAAGACUAACUUGUGAAGUUUAACCUGUGCGGGCUGCGCCUGAGACCUUCAGUGGACACUGCCAGAGUGGAAAAGGAAAGGCAAGAGUCAGACUCACAUGAAGGACUCAUAAAGCCGUUACUGGCAGCAGGGCCUGCUCUGCUAUUGUGAGUGGUGUGUGUCUGUUUAGUGUGUCAUAUGAUCUCUUGGCAAGUUGGAAUGAGCUAAGCUCAGCCUACGAUGGGGUAAGAUGGAUGCAUAAACAACUGCAUAAUGGUGGGUUACACAGCCCAGAUGGGUAAUAAUGCACAGCUCAGUGCAGCCUGCAGCUCAAAUAAAGACUGUGCAUGUGUUUGUGUUUGCAUGUAUGUGUAUGUGAGAGAGAGAAAGAAAAGAUUUGUUGGUUUAUAUGUGUAGGAAUGAGUGAUGACUGGGUGAUUUAUAGCGGUGAACUGUAUGUAAAGUGGAUAUUCAAGCAAAAAAAAGAAUUAUGACCACAUGCUGUGUUUAUGCCAUGUGCACAUCUGCACUUGUGAAUGAUUGUGAAUGGUAUACAAUACAGAAUAUGUUUGUUUGCGUUUAAAGUAUGAGGAAAUGAAGCAUGUGAAAAGAUGUUUGUACUGUACGUGUGUGAAGUGUGGAGGGAUGUGGUCGUAUGAGUAACUGUGAGUUAACUGCAUGUAAUGGGAAAUGCAGGUGGUGUGAUGUGAAAGGCAGUCACAAUCUCCCUGUAGACCAUUUAAACUCUAAUGAAGUGAACACAGGACACAGACUGUAACACUCCACCCUACUAUAUAACCCCCCUCCUGCCACCCAAAAAGAAAAACCCCCCCCCCACAAAAAACAAAAAAAUACUGCCCCAACUGCCCUGAGCGGAAACACACUCAGACCCCAAAAAUGAAAAUAUUCAUGCAAGGCUGGCAGUUAAUGUACCUAAGAAGUGUGAGUGUGUGACAUAGAGAGGGAGUGAGAGGCAGUCCUCUGAAGAUUAGAGUUAAUUAUACAACGAAAACUCUGCCAAAUACCCCCUUCACUUCUCUCCUGUGAGAGGUGUGUGUGUGUAUGUGUGUGUGUGUAUUUAACACUCCCACAGUUCAGUGCAUUAGCUGAGGGCACGGGUAGCUCCAGGGCAGCUUUGAGUCACUAUUUUCCACAUAAGAAAGGAACAGAAAUGGCAGUUACUGGUUGUUCAUGUGAGAAAAAAAACGAAAAAAAAAAAAAAAACGGAGUGAAAGUUUUGUCAGCCAUUCUGUGUACUGUUGUGCAGCUGGGUCUGUAACACGACUGGUAACUCAGUAACAUGCAACUUCAGGAAUGUGCUGCUCCACUGAGCGUGCAGCCAAAGAUGUCCCAUAGUGCUGAAACUGGUACGUCUGUGUACCUCAUCUGUAUUCCGAGCACAGUGUCUGUAAGAUACAGUAGGCAGCUUGUGUGCGAUAAAAUAAGAACAUCUGUAAAAUGGUGGAUUCAUUUAGGUCCGAUGUGUUUGCUCCCUGUGAAAUACAGUGAUUUGAUGAUGCAGGAAUGACAUUUUUCAUAUGAAUUUGAGAAA